Messenger RNA from Cornus florida, 384 nucleotides. RefSeq lists its product as uncharacterized. The record is from RefSeq and is a predicted model, not a curated record. The transcript has a single exon. The coding region runs from base 1 to 384 and encodes 127 amino acids. Lineage: Eukaryota; Viridiplantae; Streptophyta; Magnoliopsida; Cornales; Cornaceae.
AUGGAUGAUACAGAAAUUAAUAGGGAGAAAGGUCGAUAUAUUCGAGUUAUGGUUGAAGUAGAUGUCAAGGAAGAAUUACCUGAUACUAUGGAGGUGGAUAUUCAUGGGGUUGAUUGUGUUCUUGAAUUUGAAUACGAAUGGAAGCCACAAAUUUGUACACUCUGUCAGAAAAUUGAUCAUGUUUCUGGUCAUUGUCCUCAAAGAGUUCUACAGACAAAGCCGAAGAAGAAAAAAUUGGUGGAUAAAUGGGUAGUGAAACAAAAGGGAAAACUGGUGGUUCAAGAUGUAGAUGAGGUGCUUGAAGAAACGUCUCUAAGAGAUAAUACAGUUCAUCAACCUAUUAUUUCCCUUCCAACUUCAAACACUUUUCAAUUAUUACAAUAA